This is a messenger RNA of Larimichthys crocea (large yellow croaker), 2935 nucleotides long. RefSeq names its product heterochromatin protein 1, binding protein 3 (gene hp1bp3). Gene Ontology annotation, molecular function: nucleosome binding; DNA binding; structural constituent of chromatin. Gene Ontology annotation, biological process: nucleosome assembly; heterochromatin organization. The record is from RefSeq and is a predicted model, not a curated record. The coding region runs from base 190 to 2022 and encodes 610 amino acids. Gene Ontology annotation, cellular component: nucleus; chromosome; nucleosome. NCBI's taxonomy places the organism in Eukaryota, Metazoa, Chordata, Actinopteri, Sciaenidae. The transcript is spliced from 13 exons.
AGCGGUUAGCGUCCGCCAACGUGACGCCGGGAAUCCUUCGACGUGCUCUGUGACGCCACGACGUCACUAACGGUCCUAAUGGGGCGGGGCUCGUAAACAGAGAAAUCUAAAUAAAGGAUCGUGCAGAAAUUUACUCCAAAGUAACUCACUUUUUAAGGAGAAGUAAAAGGUAACGUUUAAUCUCGUGUGAUGCCGAUUCGCCGAGCAGCAGCGACUCCAACCCAGGAGAAGCCCCCCUCCGCUGCAGCAGAGAAAGAGCCUGAAGCCUCUUCAGAGGAGUCGCCUUCUGCUGACGAUGAGCAGGCUGCAUCCUCAGCUGCCACAGCCGAGGUCGAGGAGGCCAAGUCCACAGAAGAGACUGCCCCCACAGAGAAUGGCGAGGAGGCCGAAGGAGCCGCAACAGACAAGGGAGGAGAAGUGACAGAGAAGAAAGAUGACAAAUGCAAGGACUGCGCGGCUGGACAGUGCGCAACACACUGCUAUGUUCUCCUACUAAGGCUGAAGGAUGGCUACAAGUACGAGAAAGCCAAAGUCAAGAAAGUGAAAAGGACGAUUCCUUCGUGGGCGAGCGUCACCACGAGCAAAAAGGUUCCUGUUACCAACUUUGCAGGCACUCAGAACAAAGUGGAUAAUAUUCUCAUCGAAGCUAUUACGUCUUGUAAUGACAGAUCUGGAGUUUCAUACCAGUCCGUCAUGAAAUAUAUUGUGAAAAAAUACCCGGUGAUGGAGCUCGACAAGAAGAAGUUUCUCAUUAAGAAAGCAUUGAAGAAACAUUUGGAGAAAGGCACCAUCAAACAGCUGAAGGGUAAAGGCUUAUCAGGAACCUUUGCCAUUGGGAAGCAGUCCACCUUGUCUAAGAAAGCCGGUCAGAAGAUGGAGUCUCUGGGAGAUGCUCUUCCUCUCAUCAUCACGCGGCUCUGUGAGCCUAAAGAGGCCUCCUACAAUCUGAUCAAGAAAUACCUGGAGCAGCACUUCCCCAGCUUCAAUAUCGAGAGCAGGCCAGACGUCCUGAAGACAGCCCUGGUGAAGGCCGUAGAAAAAGGACAGCUGGAGCAAAUCACUGGGAAAGGAGCCAGAGGGACCUUCCAGCUGAAGCGAACUGGUAACCAGGUCCUGCUGAAGGGCGGCACCUUGGAGGACGCCAUCACAGCUGCUAUCACAGCCAUGAACGAACCUAAAACCUGCAGCACCACUACCCUACGCAGAUACCUACUAGACGCCAACAAGGAUAGAAAGGAGUACCAAUUAGUGGCCAAUCUGAGGAGGACCCUGACGAAGUGUAAAGUUCUCGGCUGGAUGGAGCAGAUCACUGGUCACGGCUUCACAGGGACUUACCAGCUCUCGUUUCCUUUCUACCCGAGCCCUACCAUCCUGUACCCAGACAAGUUCAAAGAGCUUGAGAAGAAAAACCAUCCGCCUCCACCCAAGCGAAGGCGGACAGCUGAUUCUUCUGAUGAGGAAGAGUCAGAAGAGGAAGAGUCUGAGGAUGAAGCUCCCCCUCCUAAGAGGAAACCUCAAAAGAGGCCUCCACCCAAGGCUCGUCGUCCUCCACCGCCCAAGAAAUCCCAGAGCACCAGUCGGCCAAAAGCUAAAGGCAGGGGACGCUCCAUCGCAAAGAAGUCUCCAGCCAAGAAAGCAGUGUCUUCAGCCAGGAGAUCGCCAACGAAACAGUCAGCCUCUAAGAAGGAGUCCACAGCACCGUCUAAAGCUACACCCGUCAAGAGAGGAGCGCCUGCAAGAAAGCCCAGAACACCAGCCGUUAAAAAGCUGACCAAAAGGGGGUCCAAGCGACCCGUGUCCAGAGAUUCAUCCCCCGAGAGCGAUUCCCCGAAGGAGACGACGAAGAGCAGCGGGUCCAAGAGAUCUCAGGCCAAUGAGUCCCACGAAGGAGUUAAAAAGCCAGCGACCAAAAGUGGGUCCAGGCGGCCCGAGCCCGAAGAGUCAUCUCCUGAAGAGCCCGUAGUCAAAAGGGGAGCGAAGGGCAGCAAGCAGUCCACUCGCAAGUCCAAGAGAGGGAAAUAACGAGUCCAUGAGCAUCUUCCACUGACUGGGCUGCUCUGAAUAUGCAGCAGUCUGCCGCUUCUCUCUCUCUUUAUCAUUGUUUUCUCCCUUUUUAACAGGGCAGUAGUUUAUUUUAUUUUUUUUUUGUUUUUUAAAUUUUAUUUUGUUUUGUUUUUUUAUUUCUAUUGUAGAAUAAGAACCUUAUACUACCAGUUCAGUUUACUGUACAUUGAGAGGUUCUGAAUUUCCUUUUUAAUCACCGAUGUGUAGAAAAGCUCUGUUAGUGUGACCCCCCCCAUCCCCUUCGGGAAAACCAUAGCAAGAUCCAACAUACUGUAACUAGAGCCAUGUAGUGACUUCUGUUUUUAUAUCCGUUCCUCAUCCGAUCUUUAGAUGUUGGAAGCACACGUUCCUAGUCAGUGUUUUGGCGGGUUGAAAAAUUAAGUAUAAUUUGAUAUAUGGGUUCAAAGGUUUAAACGGUUACUAAUAUUAAUGUUUUAUAAAACACAGGUUUUACCGUUGUAAUUACAAUGUUUUGGCCAUGCAGUGCUCCAUCAGAAUCUGUUUUUUUUUUUUUUUAUUAUUAUUAUUUUUAUCACCAUUUGUCCUCAUGAAAUUAUAUUAUCUUUUUUAAUGAAGUUUAUUUAAAUUGCCCCAAAAAAGAUUAGACCUGCAGGUGACAGGUGGAGAAUAAAACAGUUUGUAUUCAUUUCAAUUAUUUUAUUUUGUAUGUGUGUUUUUAAAAAGAAAACGGCCUAUACAUAAAUUGAUUUAAUUGCUUCACAGCUGUAAUUGAGUACCAAACUGUAAGAAAUGUGUGUUGUGAAUAAGAAAAAGGAGGAUACUAGCUCAUACAUACCCUGCAUGCAUGUAUUCCUUGUGUUGUUAAGCUUUUUUUUUUCCAAGUCAUUAAUAAAAUGGCUAUAUUUGUAAA